UGGCAUUAACAAAAAUGAAGACAACAACAAGUACAUGGACGAUGAUGACAACACCAAAAUUUACUGCAUUUACUAAUGAGACAAAACUGAAGCUGUCGACUACAACAUCUACGUCUCCGUCAACGACCAUGACGGCGUCAAGGAAAAAGACGGUAUCUGAGACAAUUAUGUCAAGGAAUACUAAAUCAACAACGACAACAGUUAGAGUAACACCUACAACAGCAACAAUGACAUGGACGUACACCAUACCAAAGAAAAUAAUGUCAACGAUACCGACAACAUUGACAGCAACAGUGCCAGAGAUAAUGAAACUAUCAACAACAACUACAAUAACAACGACGGUGCGGACGACAAUGCCUGAGUCAACAUCGACAACAUGGACUAAAAUGCCUACAUCAACGACAAUGAUAGCAUGGACUACAACGUCCACCUCAACAAUGACAGCUCCAACGGCAACAGUAUCAGAGGAAGCAGAGUCAAAGACAAUGCCAACAGUAUCAGAAGGGAUGGCGUCAAAGACAUCAUCGACAAUAACGAUUGCAUCGACAUCGAUAAUGCCGACGACAAUAUCUGAAUCAGUAAUGACAACAUCGAUCAUGUCGUCUGUGCCAACGAUGGCAUUGGCCACCACAUCUUCAACAUCGAUAAGGGACACUGAGACGUUAAUUACAUUAGAAAAAGAAGAGUUAAAUAAUCUCAUAAAAACAGCUGUGGAAUCCGCUCUAAAAGAACGAGAUGAAAGACGUUUAAUAGCGAGAGAAAGGGGAAGAGGAAUGGGGAGAUGGAGAGGAAGAGGAAGAGGAAGAGGAAGAUAUAGGAACUGGUAUAUAUCACAUAAGAAUAUCGUUUUUAAUUUCCGUUAA
Cyphomyrmex costatus is the source of this 863-nucleotide messenger RNA. RefSeq names its product cell wall protein DAN4-like. NCBI's taxonomy places the organism in Eukaryota, Metazoa, Arthropoda, Insecta, Hymenoptera, Formicidae. The record is from RefSeq and is a predicted model, not a curated record. The coding region runs from base 15 to 863 and encodes 282 amino acids. The transcript has 2 exons.